CCAUUGAACAGUGAACAUUUAAUUGGAAUUAUUAGAGCAACAUGAGCCAGGGAUACACGCCAGCGCAGACCUACCAGCCCGGACCACCCCAUGUGGUCAUCCAAACGACAACCACAACGAAUGUGGUGCCCAUUGGCAGCGAUCCGUCGCGUGUCCAGUGCCCCUCCUGCCAUGCCGACAUCCUGACCAAUGUGAAACGCACGCCCACGGGACGCACCCACUGCUGGGCCCUGAUCUUGUGCCUGUUCCUCUGCUGGCCUUGUGUUUGUGUGCCCUAUUGCAUGGACUCCUGCCAGAACGCUGAGCACUCCUGCCCCAAUUGCGGCGCCUACAUUGGCACCUACGAGAACUAACCUAGGACCUACAUUUAAGAACGAUUUUUGUAUUUAAAAAUAAGCUAAAGUCUCAAAUUAAAGCACUACGAUCACGACUGAAUCUAUAGAAUG
Messenger RNA from Drosophila novamexicana, 446 nucleotides. Its product is annotated as lipopolysaccharide-induced tumor necrosis factor-alpha factor homolog. The transcript has 2 exons. Gene Ontology annotation, molecular function: zinc ion binding. Lineage: Eukaryota; Metazoa; Arthropoda; Insecta; Diptera; Drosophilidae. The record is from RefSeq and is a predicted model, not a curated record. The coding region runs from base 42 to 353 and encodes 103 amino acids.